Messenger RNA from Penaeus monodon (black tiger shrimp), 5101 nucleotides. RefSeq lists its product as uncharacterized. Lineage: Eukaryota; Metazoa; Arthropoda; Malacostraca; Decapoda; Penaeidae. The record is from RefSeq and is a predicted model, not a curated record. The coding region runs from base 110 to 4978 and encodes 1622 amino acids. The transcript is spliced from 11 exons. Gene Ontology annotation, molecular function: protein binding.
GAGAAAAGAGUCGCGUCCUCAGAACUCGAGGUCGAGUCCAAGAAUGAGCUCGAUGUCCAGUCCAGCCGCACUUCGGUUCCGCCAGGGGCUGAGGUGAUGCAAGGCUGAGAUGGUUUCCCAAGGCGCGCAGACCAACGGCAACGGCGUCCGCCGGAAGCUGAUCAAGAGCUUCUCGGAGGCGGCGCACUACGAAGGUCUAGAGUACGAGAUCUACGACCUCGACGACUUUAUCGAGCCUCCCCUGCCCUCCCGAGCCGCGUCAGAGGGGCCUCCGCCUUGCCCUCCGAGGUUUUCCCCUUACGACGAGAUCCCACUCGAGGAUGGCCCGGCGCCGCCUCCGCCGCUCAAGUUCCGACAGAAUUACCAUGAGAUCUUCAUCGAUUCGUCGCCGAGGAAGCCGCGCCGGAGACUGCAGAAGACGCUCUCGGAGGGCGAGAUCCUCUCCGAGCGGCGGAGGGCCCUUAGCAUGGCCUCGGGCUACCUGGAGGUGGACAUCAAUGGCUUUAGUGGUAACGAGGAGGAGGUUAUUGAACCCCAGUGUGUCGACGAAUGUUCCCGCGAUCUCUCUCGAAGCAGAAUCUUCAGUCAUCCUUCGCUCUUGGAGGAAGAGGAAGAGGAAUUCCACGAGAAUAUGUUCCACAAGGAGAUCUUACCAGCCUCCCUCUCCCCAGAGAGGAAGAUGUCCCAAGUGUCCACCGAUUCUGACCUGAAGACUUUUGACCCCAAUGAGUUCCGGACGGAAGAGCACCUCCUGAGUCAGCUGGCCGCUCUGUCCUCCGACUCCCUUGGCGAGAGCGGAACCUCCAUGUUUGAGAGUGGAGGCAUCCCCGAGGGGCUGCUCAUGAGGGAUGGUUCGCCCUUACCCUUUGCUAGCACAGCCAAUGACCUUGUGAGUCCAGUUGAGUUCGGGGACCACUUUGAGGAGUCCAUGAGCGAAAGUCAGGUUACGGUGGUCCAGCGGGCCUUGGCAGCCUCGUCACAGGUCAUCACUUCGGAUUCGGAGAACGGAAGCUUCCACCUGACGGACCACUCCUCUGCAGCCACCACGCCUUCCACUCGCCACAAGAGCCUCCCUGCUGCCGGCAGCUUCGAGGAGGACAUGGACGACGAGCUUCCUCGGCUGCGCAUGUCAGGCAAGGUCCAUAGCAUUACCACUCUUUCAUCCAUUGAGGACGAGCCAACAAGCAUCAGUGAAAACGUCAUAUCAGAGGGUUCCCAUGACGUCGUCUCCACUAGCACCACAUCAAGCGAAGUUGACAAGGCCAUUGCCAGCUCCACUGACAGUGACUUCACUUCCAUCCGCAGUGGAGACUCCAUGACAAUAAAGUCGGAAGCACUGGAGGAAGGCGAGUUUGAAGGAGACAUUGUGAUUGAAGAGAAUAUAAUGGCGCGCUUAGUACAGGGAAUGAGAGCUGGGGAUAUUCCACACCAAUUCAUUAUCAAAUCCUCGGAUUUUCGAGAUGAUCUGAGGAAGCUUGCAUCACCCGAGUCAGAUUCCUCCAGCAGUCAUUUCACUGAACAAGAAACGUCAAGGAGCCCGGUAUCAGGCACAACUAAUACUAUUACAUCCAAGUCUGACCUGUCACGCACAGACUCACACCAGACUGAUCAGUCAGAAACCUCCGAAGACUACAUUACGGCCACGGAAAACAGCAUGAAUGGCCAGGAAGCUCGACGUAGCUAUUACUAUGAGGAAAGGCAUGUGUCCUCUCCUCCAGAGAUGGAUGACAUCUAUGAAGAUGAAGCUUUGACCCCUAAGAUACUUAGCCCCGAAGCGAGCGAGGUGUUAGGAGAUUUGCUUGAGACACAAGAAAUUAGUGAUAUCACUGAAGGCCUAAGUGUAACUAGUGACUUUGAGACGGCUCAGGACCUCACAUCUCCUGAUGGCGACACCACCACCUCAGCCAGCUAUUAUAUUGAGCAUUCUAUAGGUGAAGAAUCAGAAAAGCUAUUCCCUGAAGUCAAAACAAAGCCAGAAGUACCUCCAAAGCCAUCAUUUUUACCUAAACCAGAAAUACCACCAAAACCUGAGAGGCUCUCUCCAGCGCGAGAGACUUCUGCUCAGGGGGAAGAGCCAGACGAAGACACUCCUCAGGAUGAAACACCUCCUCAGUUUCCAGAAAUCCAAGUCGAAAUCACAGUGAAAAGGAGAGAAAAGCCUGUUGAAGAGAGCAAAACAGGAGCAAUUAAAAAGAGAUAUUCUGGUGGUGGUAAAGUAGCUAAGGACGACAAUAGAAGAUAUUCAAAGUAUUUUGAAGAUAAUGAGCAAGGGGAGUUGUCAGAAGUAAAAGGACAGAACCAGCAAUCUUGGUCAGAAGAAGAGAGAGAGAAGGCAAAACAGACAAUGAAACUGGACUUUCCUCCAGGUGUUACAAUGUUCGGAGAGGCUCCAAACUGGCCUGUACCUGACAAUCUCAAGACUGGAGAAGUAGAAAAGAAACUAAAAGUGUUUGAUAAACCCAAGAAGUCUGUAAAAAUCGACCUUGCCAGUGUUGAAGACCUCCAGGCCAAGUCGAAACCUGAAAGUCCUCAGGCAAAAGAUAAAGUGAAUGAAACAAAGCAAGUUCCUGCAAAAUAUGACAAAGUCAAACGUAAAUCUGAUGAAGGAACUCCACAAGGAAUGGUAAGGAGUCCUGCAAUGCAUGAAGGAUUUAGACUAGAAGAUUGGACACCUGUCCGGACUCCAGGAACUCCUGAGAGAGCUUUGGAUUUUGAUACGUCGGAUGAAUCCUGUUCUGAUCUACCUCGACAUCCACCAAAAGCUCGGAGUCCGGGGAAAAGGGCAAAAGAAGCCGGCGGAAAGAAAUUUGGAAGUCCAGGUACUGAAAGUGACCUCACAGCAAAGCAAGCAAGUGAAAAACAAAGUCCAGGGAAAACAAUAGAGACCUCUAAAGAUUACGAAGAAACAAGAGGAAGCCCACCAAAGCAGGUGCGACAAAGUCCAGGGAAAACAGAAACAAAACAACCGAGUCCAGUUCGCGAAACUGUCACCAGCAGAACUGAAAUCACUCGAGGACAUUCCCAGGAAGUACACUUGCGCCACCCUCCUGCUGGCGUCCACACUUCAGGAAGUGAUCCAAAGAAAAGGCUUAGCGAAAUAUCCAUCGGUUCAACACCCGAAGUUACAGAUGUUCAGAAGCGACAUUCAGCCGAGAUCCUCACACGGAAUGUAGAGAGUCAGGAUCACCUGAAACCCAAGGGACCUGUAACAGGCUACCUAAGAGCAGGCAGUCAGAGUCCCACCUCAAGAGAGAGACCUCUACAGCUGCCAGAAAACAAGCUCCUCACUAUCGCUCCCCUGAAGGAUGCGAGGAAGAGUGCAGAGUCCUUGAGAUCACUGAGUCCAGGGUCUGACAACGUGUUUCUCAGUGGCAGCAGAGAACAGCUAGAAGAAGACUCCAGGGGCAGCCUGUGUGUGCAGUGCGGAGAGAGACCAGCGUCUAGAGAGGGUACCCUCAGACCGUCGCCUCCUUCAGGACACACGAUCACUGUGGAGCGCAGACUGUCUGACAGGGAACCUUCUCGAACUAGGGGAGUCAGCCACCGUGCCAAGUCCGAAGAAAGGAACUCCUUCUCCAGGGACUGGGGGGUCACGCCCAUCAGCCUGGAAGUGGGAGACGCGCCCAGACACGACAGCGAUGACGACGAAAUGGGCGUGUACAUGGACGCCUACAGGGCCUUCUCGUGGGUGUACGUCGCGCCCCACGAGGAAGCCAAGGUCUGGCAGCGCGACGAAGGGCGGCCGACAUCCGGGUCUCCAGACCUGAGGAUCCCGGGCUUCGAGGACGCCGUCGACGCGCCGCCCACGCAGGAGGACGAGACGCUGGCCGAGAGCGAGGCUACGCAGGCGGUGGAGGAAAGGGGGCGCCGCGGAUCGAGUGAGUCCACCACGAGCGAGCAGGAGUUCCGGCGGAAGUACCAGGCCAUCACCCAUCGCAUGGUGCACCGGAAGGCGUCGGUGGAGAUGUACAAGCGCCUCAUCCAGGCCGCCUUCCAAUCGGACAAGGCCGUGACCGUGAGUCGGGAGUCGGGCGAGUUCGGGUUCCGGAUCCACGGGUCGCGUCCGGUCGUCGUGUCGGCCAUCGAGCCCGACACGCCCGCGGAGACGUGCGGGCUGGAGGUGGGCGACAUCGUCAUCAGCAUCAACGGCACCAACGUCCUCGACGCCUCGCACUCGGACGUCGUCCGCCUCGCGCACGCUGGAUGCGACACGCUACGACUGGAGGUCGCGCGGACGUGUGACGUACUGACUCCCCUUGUGACUCCUGACCCCACGCCCUUGUGCGCCGGCUACCUGUACAAGCUGGGCGGCGCGAGACACAGCCCCGGCGCGUCGGGAGUCUCCAGAACGUGGCACCGGCGCUGGUUUGCUCUCAAGAAGGACCACUGCUUGUACUAUUACAAGUCAGAAACGGAGCAGCAUCCACUAGGCGCCGUGCACUUGCUAGACUACAGCGUCCACGCCCUCGCCGACGUGGGCAAGCCUUUCUCAUUCACCGUUGCCAAGUUCGGGGGCGUGACCUUGCACCUGGCCGCCCACACAGACGACGCCCGCAAUAGGUGGGGGCAGGUCAUCACGCAGGCCGCAGCACAGGCGAGCCAGAGAGACGAGCUGCUGGAGGUGUCCGCGCGGCGCGUGCAGCAGGCCCCCUCCGCCAUCACGUCCCCCGACUGCUUCGGCUUCCUGCACAAGCUGGGGGCGCGCUGGCACCAGUGGAAGCGCCGCUACUGCGUGCUCAAGGACGCCUGCCUCUAUCUCUACCACGACACGGAGGCGAACCAGGCUAUCGGCGUGGUGUACCUGCACGGCUACCGAGUCCAGAGCACGAGCAUAGGGGGGAAGAGACACGCCUUUGAGCUGCUUCCGCCUGAGCCGAAGUUCAGACAUUUCUACUUCUACACGGAAUCGGACAGUGAUAAGAAAAGAUGGUUGGCUGCCUUAGAAUACUCAAUAGACAGAUGGAUCAAGGUGGGCUGACGCCUUUGUCCGAGCUGAAGGAAAGAGGUCCCACAGUCGACGGGGAGGUGGUGACGAGGACUGCCUUAGGAGAAGAGCUCUCACUGGAAGACGCAAAAGAAGAAAAGGAAAGAGAGAGUCAGA